Messenger RNA from Aspergillus steynii IBT 23096, 1641 nucleotides. RefSeq names its product putative MFS alpha-glucoside transporter. The annotation marks the transcript as partial. Gene Ontology annotation, molecular function: carbohydrate:proton symporter activity. The record is from RefSeq and is a predicted model, not a curated record. The transcript is spliced from 4 exons. Gene Ontology annotation, biological process: transmembrane transport; carbohydrate transport. Gene Ontology annotation, cellular component: membrane. Lineage: Eukaryota; Fungi; Ascomycota; Eurotiomycetes; Eurotiales; Aspergillaceae.
GACCGUUCUGCCAGAAUGAAGUUCAAUCUCUACCCAUCCGGCAAGUCGCCCACGCCAGUCGAACACAUUGAAACGGCACCCGAGGACCUCAAAUCCUCCGAUGCGGAACUCGACGCCGCCACCAAAGGUCAGGCCACGUCUGGCUACGAGACCCUUGGCAUCAUCGAGACAAUCCUGAAGUUCAAGAUAUGUACUGCUGUCUGCUUCGCUAUGGCCUUUAGUGCUGCGACAGAUGGGUAUCAAAUUGGAAUCAACGCCAGCAUCAUCGCCAACACCGGCUUCGUCGCCCGCUUCGCCACCGAAUCGGGCAAAGACGGCGCCCCCACCCUCGCCUCGCCCAUCCUCAGCGGCUGGAGCUCCAUCAUGUCCUGCGGCCAGAUCAUCGGCAUGACCUCCCUCUCCUUCCUCUCCAGCCGCUUCGGCCGCAAACCCGCCAUGUACACGUACUGGCUGAUCCUCGUCGGCAGCGUCAUCGCCGAGUGUCUCGCCCGGUCCUGGCCCGUCUGGCUCGUCGCGAAGCUGCUCGCCGGAAUCGGCGUCGGCGGCGUGCAGUCCACCGUCCCCACGUACAUCUCGGAGGUCGCGCCGGUGAGGAUCCGUGGCGGGUUGCUGAUGUGCUAUAGUUUGUGGUGGACGCUGGGGUCGUUUUUCGCGCAGGUGGCGCUCCAGCAUCUCUCGCGGACGCAUCCGGGGAACUAUCUCACCCCGAUAUACACGCAGUGGGCGCAGCUUGGCCUCAUGCUGCUUAUCUACCUCUUCGUGCCUGAAUCCCCGGCCUGGUGCGUGAACGCAGGGAAGCACGACCGCGCGAAGAAGCAACUCCGCACACUCUACCGCCGCGUCGACGGGUUCAACAUCGAGCAGCAGUUCCAAGUCCUCGUGUUGGCUGUGGAGCACGAGCGCGCGAUUGCCGUCGAGCAGCGACGCGAGAAAUGGUACUCCAUCUUCCGUGGGACAGACGGGCUGCGCACGGUGAUCUCCCUGUGGACAAACCUCUCACAGCAGUUCAUCGGUCUGACGCUGUUCGGCACCUUCGGGACGUACUUCUUUCAGCAGACGGGGCUGAAGGAUCCGUUUAAGAUCAAGGUCAUCACAUCGUCGAUUCAGAUCGGGACCGUGUGUGUCUUGAUUCUAGUGGCGGAUCGGUUGGGGAGACGGCUGUUGGCGUGCUGUGGGACGACGUUGUCGUGGCUUUCGUGUUUGGCGAUUGGGGUCAUUGGGGUUGUGAAGUCAAGCGAUGCGUCGACUUAUGUGUUUGUGUUGUUUGCUUGUCUUUGGAAUGUUGGAUUGGCGGCGAACGGUGCUACCGGAUGGGGGUAUAUCGGGGAGAUAUCCUCGCAGCGUCUGCGUCCGUAUACGGCUGGAUUUGGGGCUGCGGCGACGUGUGUGGUCGGGGUCGUGAUGAACGUGCUAGUGCCGUACAUGACGAACGAGAAUAAGUGGAAUUGGGGAUUAAAGACGGGCUGGUUCUACGUGGGUGUUGGAAUGCCGUUUACGCUGGGCAUGUGGUUCCUGAUUCCAGAGACUAAAGGGCGAUCCGCCGCUGAACUGGACGAGCUGUUCGAGAGGAAAGUAAAACCGUGGCGCUUCCACAAGACAGAGACGGCUACGCAGAGACUGGUGCAGAUGAACGACCAGAAG